GAUGGUGCUUACAGCUGGGGAGAGACAGCAGACAGCUCAGUGCUAUAGCCUGGGAUACAUUGUAUUGGAUGAGACAGACACUGUGCAUGUGAGAGCUUCACUCCUGAACCCUCCUGCAACCUUUGGCAUUAUCCUGGCAUAUGCUGGGUGACUGACAGCAUGUGACUGCAGCCUGGGCAGAGGACCCUGCACAACACACAACCCUUGGAUCAUAACAACCAGGACCCUGCACUGAAGCCUGGACUAAAACUUUCACCACCCUGCUGGACAAACUCCCACACUGGGCUGAACCACUACUACUACUCCCCCCUGUCUGUAAGUCUUAAAGUGGGAUUAAUAGCUGCAGACUUUACUACAUUCAACAUACCAGGGAGCUCCUGGGGGGUCUCGCCCUGGACAGUAGCCGGCGGCCCUGAUUGAUGACUGUUUGCCAAACCUGAGGUCUUUGUUGCUAAGAACAGAUCAGCUGUGCCGAGGGGAGGAACGCCAAUACCCAACCCAGAGGUUAUCAAUAGACGUGUCCUGUAGCACCUGGUGCAAAGGAUUCUGCCAAGUGCUCUCUGCUGACACCUGACAUCAGGAACUGCCCAGAGCAAGAGAAAAUCCCCAAGACAAAAAGCAAAGAAUUUCCUCUGUAGCAUACAGCUGCUAAAAAGUACUGGAAGGGAGAACCGACAAGAUGGAGGGCGAUAGUAUGAGCUGCGUCAAAUACCUCAUGUUUAUCUUCAACUUCUUCAUCUUUCUCAGUGGAUCCUUUCUUCUUGGACUCGGGGUUUGGGUAAUGGUCGACCCCACCGGUUUCCGAGAGAUAAUUGCUGCCAAUCCCUUGAUGUUUAUGGGUGCCUAUCUCCUCCUUGCUAUGGGCGCCAUGCUUUUCCUGCUUGGCUUCCUGGGCUGUUGUGGAGCAAUCCGCGAAAACAAGUGCCUUCUGCUCUUCUUUUUCAUGUUUAUUUUGGUCAUAUUCCUGGCGGAGCUCUCAGCUGCUAUCUUGGCCUUCCUCUUCCGGGAGAACCUGACCAGGGAUUUUUUCACCAAGGAUUUAAAAAGACAUUACCAAGGCAAUAACAGCACAGACGUCUUCUCAUCCACCUGGAAUUCUGUAAUGAUCACAUUUGAAUGCUGCGGAGUGAACGGACCAGAGGAUUUCAAUGGCGCUUUGCAUUUCAUGAAUAGUAUACCGGAGGCCUGCUGCGGAAAAAAUGUCCUACAGAAAGAUGGGGAAUUCUUUGGCCGGGCAGAAUGCAUGAUGGGAAAAGAAAUUAACAGACAGGGGUGCUACUCAACAAUAAUCAAUGCCAUGGAACCAUAUGUGUACAUUGCAGGAGCGUUAGCCAUCGGUGUGUUAGCAGUUGAGCUGUUUUCAAUGAUAUUUGCCAUGUGCCUGUUCAGGGGCAUACAGUAGAAUAGACCGCCACUCAGGAGGAACAUUGUGUGCCAAAUUGCGAGGGUCGCCUAACUCCCCACAAAUUCAAGAAAAUCAUCUUGUUUCAAAGCCUUUACCGCCAGAGGGUCUUGCACUACCCCUGAGGCCCUCAACAGCAAAAAAAGAAAAAGAAAAAAAGUGUUACUGGGAACACUUCCCCUCCCUUGCUGUACCAGCCUAUUAACUAUGAUGAAGACCCCCAACUUGGGGACACUGCACUGGAACUCAACCCUGUGAGUAAUGGCGAGUAUACAUUAAUGAGCACCCAAUGUCCACUAUGUGUAUAUAAGAGACUGGUCAGAAGACACGAGAAGAUGUUCUACGCCCCCCCCCCUUACGUGAAAGCUUGGUGGUCGGUCACGUGAAGCGGCAGCGGUGACGGCAGGGUAGUAAAAGGCACUGUACUUUUUUUUUUUUCCCUUCAUCGGAGUGAACGGUAGAAGUUUACGAUCCUGUCCUGUGUUUUUAUAAACGUUCUUGUUCCUGGAUUUUCCUACUAGGAGUAAAUGAUUUGUACUCGUAGCACAAAUGCUAAACUAUUAUUUAAAGAUACAUUUCUUUUGCUUUGGAUCAGGGGAGGUCCCCUGACUUUACGGGGUUGGAGAGCCCCUUUAUAUGGGAACAAAGAUCCCUUAGAUUAGGGCAUCUUGGACAAUGCCCAAUAGAGGUUGAGCAGGGGUCCGGUAGCCAGAAGACUCCAAAUCGGGAUCCCCCUGACAUGGGUCCAAUCACAUCCUCGACUUUAAGACACCCUAAUGUAAAGGGCAGGGGCGUAGCUAUAAAGGUAGCAGUCACACCGGGGCCCUGGUGCCUAAGGGGGCCCCAAAACACAUCUGCCCCUUAAGAGACCAGUAUUUUAAUUGGCAUAUGGGGCCCUGUUGCAGAUUUGGCAUCGGGGCCCAGAAGCUACAAGCUACGCCUCUGGUAAAGGGGACAUUUUUUUCCCUACAACAGGAGGACCCCCGCUUCUCUGUGCAUUAUACAUAGCGCCUAAUUGUCUUAAUAAGCCCUGUUGUAAUACUUAGUUUCUCCUCUGGGGGUGCUGCAGGGAACGGACAACUUGCUAAAAGCUUUUUUCCUGCAGAUCGUAAUUGAUCGAUGUCAUUGUUGCUUAUUGUUGGUUUACUUUUCUAUCAAAAUGUCGGCCUUAAGCAUCUACAUGAUGUCUUAAAAAAAAUUAAUAAAUAAAUAAAAUAAAAAAAGUGUUAAAGAAGAGUUGGGAGCGGGGAAAGCUGCUGUGCCAAUUGGCAUCACCGGAGGUCUUUCGGAUUGGAUUUCGGAGGCAAUUAAAGACUAUGGGGGGGCAUCUGACUUGUGCAAAGUGCAUGGAGAAGUAUUUGGGGGUUGGCCAAGUUUGCUGUGACGGCACAGUUGAGACGAGCGGGUUACGCAUUCAUUAAAAAGAAUAGGUGACCAGUGAUCACAACCAGAAAGUGCCCCUACUAGUACCCAUAAGUCAGUG
This is a messenger RNA of Hyla sarda, 2885 nucleotides long. It is a transcript of the gene TSPAN18, whose product is annotated as tetraspanin 18. The record is from RefSeq and is a predicted model, not a curated record. Gene Ontology annotation, cellular component: membrane. NCBI's taxonomy places the organism in Eukaryota, Metazoa, Chordata, Amphibia, Anura, Hylidae. Bases 680 to 1402 code for a protein of 240 amino acids. The transcript is spliced from 10 exons.